Papaver somniferum (opium poppy) is the source of this 1351-nucleotide messenger RNA. Its product is annotated as syntaxin-132-like. Gene Ontology annotation, molecular function: SNARE binding; SNAP receptor activity. The coding region runs from base 208 to 1122 and encodes 304 amino acids. The record is from RefSeq and is a predicted model, not a curated record. Lineage: Eukaryota; Viridiplantae; Streptophyta; Magnoliopsida; Ranunculales; Papaveraceae. Gene Ontology annotation, cellular component: plasma membrane; endomembrane system; SNARE complex. Gene Ontology annotation, biological process: exocytosis; intracellular protein transport; vesicle fusion. The transcript is spliced from 13 exons.
AAAUUAGUAACGCCCUCUUCUUAACUUUAUUAAGUUAUUUAAUCCCGCUUUUGUCUGUACCUUGUUCUUUUUCUUGCUUGCCGUCCAACAAUAAGUAUUCUUCACAUACAAAGAAUUCCGUUUUUCAAACUACCUUAUUCUCGCUGACGACCUCAUCCCGUUCAAACUUUUCCUGUACUCUCUCUCUGUCUCUGGUUUUGAUCAAACAUGAACGACUUACUCACGGAUUCAUUUGUAAGUGGAGGCAAAGACGAACCUCCAAGAGACAGGGAUGUUGAAAUGGGAAGGAUUCCACCGAGUAACUCAGAUUUAGGAAUGGAGUCCUUUUUUAAGCAGGUUGGAGAUCUUGAGAAGCAGAUGGAAAAUCUUGCAAAGAUACUUCAGAAGCUUCAGGAUGCUAAUGAGGAGUCAAAGUCCGUCACUAAAGCUGGUGCUAUGAAAGCUAUCAAGCGGAGGAUGGCAAAAGAUAUUGAUGAAGUCGGAAAGAUUGCACAUAGUCUCAAAACAAAAGUAGAGCAAAUAGACAAAGAUAACUUAGCCAACCGAAAAAAGCCUGGCUGUGGUAAAGGAACCGGCGUUGAUCGAUCCAGGGGAGCUAUGAUAGCUGCCUUAAAGAAAAGGUUGAAGGAACGAAUGGAUGAUUUUCAGGUUCUCAGGCAAAAUAUUCAAGAUGAAUAUCGUGAAGUUGUCGAGAGGACGGUCUUUACAGUGACUGGGGUUAAACGGGAUGAAGAGACUAUCGAUCAAUUGAUAGAGACUGGAAACAGCGAACAGAUUUUUCAGAAGGCAAUUCAUGAAAUGGGUAGAGCACAGGUGUUAGAUACUGUUGCAGAAAUUCAGGAAAGACAUGAUUCUGUGAGGGAACUUGAAAAGAAGCUUUUUGAUUUGCAUGAGGUUUUCCGUGAUAUAGCUGUUCUUGUGGAAGCUCAAGGCGACUUUUUGGACAACAUUGAAAUUCAGGUUGCAAAUACAAAGGAUCAUGUUCAGACUGGAAACGACUCUUUAAAAACGGCGAAAAGCUUGCAACGAAAAUCAAGGAAAUGCAUGCUGAUUGCUAUCAUUCUCGUUAUAAUCAUUGCAGCUAUUAUCGUACUCUCAGUCUUGAAACCAUGGAAAAAUUAGGGAGAGAAGCUUGAGAGGGUGAUUUAUUUACUUCUCAUUAGUUUGGAGAUAUUGGCUUUCCUUAUUAGAGAAUCGUUUUUUGUAAGAUUUGGAAAAGAAUAAAAAGGAGAAACAUUUCCCAUCUCUUUUUACAUCCGAAUUUAUGUCUUUCACACUGGUAAGACAUAGAUAUUCAUUGCCCACAAAGGCACAAACUAAUUUAUUUCCAGCAAAAACUUUCUGACGACAA